AUGUACGAAUUUUGUUCAUGUGGAUUAUUCGAAGUGAUUGGAAUCAAAUCAACGGCACUUCUGUUUGCCACUACAAAACUUUUUCAGAACGCACUCUUCAGGCGUAUGGUAAGUGAGAACUUCCCGGAUCUGAGAGAUCUGGCACAACGAGCAGCUGUUGCAUUCGUUAAUACCUUACCGAAUAUCGAUAUCGCACGGCCUAUUUCCAGUAAAGUUGUUUUCGUUGGAGGUAUUACUAAGAAGCAAGUAUCAGUAAUGGAAAAGCCAUUUGCGGAUUUAUAUAAGAAUGCGCGCAAAGGCGUGGUGGUGUUUUCACUUGGAUCGCUUGUUGACACGGUUAAAAUGCCAGAACAAAUGAAAACCGAUGCGCUGUUGGCAUUUUCUCGCUUUUCGGACUACGAUUUUAUUGUUAAAUUAGCAGUAAGCGAUGAAGAACGGGAAAAAUUCGCUUCAUCAUACCCCAAUGUGCAUUUCUUCGAUUGGAUUGAUCAGGUCAAUCUUCUCCAUCAUCCGAAAACGAAAGCAUUCAUAACGCAUGCCGGCAUGAACAGUCUCAGUGAAGCAGCAUUUGCUGGAAUACCGGUCAUUUGCAUACCGAUAUUCGCUGACCAGCAUUACAAUACAGCUAUUGCGCUGAGAAAAAAUAUUGGAAUUUAUCUGAACAAAAAGCAUAUCAAUGUGGAAACUGUGACAGAAGCACUCCAGCAAGUGCUCAGUGAUCCGAGGUCUGUUUGUGAACUGGUUCCUCAGAAAAAAUUCAUUUUUAGGAACAAAUUUUACGUAACAGAGUGUAUGUAG
This is a messenger RNA of Gongylonema pulchrum, 798 nucleotides long. NCBI's taxonomy places the organism in Eukaryota, Metazoa, Nematoda, Chromadorea, Rhabditida, Gongylonematidae. The record is from the annotation of a GenBank genome assembly.